UUGCAGGAACGCGGCCGGUUCAGGGUUCUGUUCUGGUGUGUGUGAAUGCAGAGCUGGGAUAGAAGGAGCUGCUCCGGUUUUGCAUGAGGUACAGCGCAGCUAUAACCGCAGCAGGACAGAACUGGCAAGGUUGGCCUGGAGGCUAAUGCACUAUUAGUUCCUCUCUGAGAGAUUUUUGGGAGUUAGGAAAUCCAACCUUGCUGCACACAACCAACUGUCCACCACAAGAAAUAUGUCAGAAGAACAUAUCCCUGUGCAUGAUGAAUUCAUCUACUGCCUCGGAGCUGCUACACAAGUUCUUAAAUUUGGGCCUUGGAGGGAUCUGCAGAAAACCUCAGAUGAAGCCCCACCUAAGCUAUUGUUCCUUAUCAUCCCAGGUAAUCCUGGAGUAGUCGGAUUCUACAAAACUUUCAUGCAGUCCCUUUACUGUGGGUUUAACAGAAAAUAUCCGGUAUGGACUAUCAGCCAUGCAGGGCACUGUUCACCACCCAUUGGAAUGGAUAUGACUGACGAACAUGACCAUCAGAUAGAUGAUGUAUUUGGCCUCAAUGGUCAAGUUGAACACAAGCACUUCUUCUUAAAACAAAAUGUCCCGCCUGACGUAAAGCUGGUUCUCAUUGGCCAUUCCAUUGGUUGUUAUAUCAUCUUGGAGAUGAUGAAACGAUCUCCAGAACUGAAGGUUUUAAAGUCCAUUUUGCUGUUUCCAACUAUUGAGAGAAUGGCGCAGUCGCCGCAGGGCAAGAUAAUGACGCCAUUGUUGUGCAGCCUGCGGUACGUGGUGUAUAUGCCUUUAUAUCUACUCUCCUUCUUACCGGACGUCAUGAAGAUAUUUCUCGUGAAGUUAGCGCUGCGUGGCAUCAAAUCUGUGGAUGAAGCAUCGGUGGUGGCCUCGCUGGACCUGUUCAGAAUGGAGUGUGCCGCUAAUGGAAUGUACAUGGGUAGUCAAGAAAUGCUGAAGGUCAUUGAAAGGGACAAUGCUACGAUCAAACAACAUUUAAACAAGUUGAUUUUCUACUAUGGUGCCACAGACAACUGGUGCCCGGUCCAGUAUUACGAAGACAUUAAGAAGGAUUUCCCUAAAGGCAAUAUCUGGCUGUGUGAUAAAGGCUACAGACAUGCCUUCGUUUUGGACUCCAGCAAAGAAGUAGCCUCAUUGGUUAUAAACUGGUCAAACGAGCAACUGGACCUCUGAUCUGGCCUCCUCCAAGAAAUACUAGAAUGGUAGCUCAGUUUUAUGGUCCCGUGUUAGAGAUCAUAGAAUGGUAGGGGUUACCAUAGCUUAGAUAUAUUUUAGGAGAAUGUAUGGCUCUCUUGUUGCUAUCUUUGAUACACUUGAUCAACAUUUGACUGUACAUGAGAACAAGAAGUGACAAUCAGAAGAUGUGCAAUCCAUAGGUCGGGUAAAGAGUUUUUGAUGAAUCUUGUGAUCUUCAGUAGUUGAAUGCAUGGAUGUAAAUUACAAAAAAAAUUGUUAGUUCCAAUCUCAGUGAUGUGAUCAUUUAGCUGAAAGGGAUUUAUGACUAUUCAUUAAUUGAAUAUACCAGCAUUAUGCAAAGAUAUAGCAGUGCCCUCUAGGGGGCAACAGAGUUUGCUAGAAUAAAAAAAAGUCUAAUAUAGGUGUAUAGAGUAAUGACACCCAGUUUUUUAACCAAGGACAAAACAGUGAAAGUUCUCAUUCCGAGGAAACCAGUUCUUAAAGGGCAGGGAGAAGGCUAAUUCAGAGUAAUUUUCUGGUGGAGAUGUGUUUAAAGUGUUGCCAACCCCCAAGUCAUUAUCACCUAUGUAUAUAAAUGUUUUUAGAUGUGUAAAGGUGACUUA
Molecule: messenger RNA, 1818 nt
Organism: Bufo bufo (common toad)
Lineage: Eukaryota; Metazoa; Chordata; Amphibia; Anura; Bufonidae
Gene: LDAH
Product: lipid droplet associated hydrolase
Exons: 8
Coding region: 233-1192 (319 amino acids)
Biological process (GO): lipid storage
Cellular component (GO): lipid droplet
Molecular function (GO): lipase activity
Source: RefSeq, a predicted model, not a curated record